AUGGAUGCACAAAUAACAAAUAAAGAUGUUGAAGAUAUAAUAAAUCACAUCAAUGAAAAUGAAUUGCAUUUAAAUAAAAAAAUAAAAAGAAAACAUUUCAAUUAUGAAAAUCUAUCUAAGGAAUUUUUAUUAAUAGACCCUACAUAUACACAACAAUACAGUGAAAUAUAUUGCCUUAGAAUAAAAAUAAUGAAAAAUUUAUUAAUGAAGACAAUAGAAAUGUUAAAAGAUGAUAAAAAAAAAGACAAUGAUGAAUAUAAUGUAUUAAAUUAUUUAAAAGAAAUCAAAGCUAAUGAAAAGUGCUAUUGUAUAGGUACACUUUUUAAAAAAAUGCAAUUGAGACCAUCUAUUUUAAAAGAAUACUUAAGUGAAAUAAAUAUCGUUGAAACUUUAGUUAAUUUUUCACACGAAGAAGAUACAUUAUUUUUAGAAGAUGAAACUGCAAGAUUAAGAUUAGAAGGAAAUAUAAAUAGUGAUCAUUAUGUGACUGGAUUAACAUUAAUAGUAAAAGGUCAAGGAAUGAGUAAUGGCUCACUUUAUGUAGAAGAGCUAAUUUAUUCCUAUUUACCAAAAUUAGAGAUACCAAAAUGUAUUAGUAAUGAUGAUAAAUAUAUAUUAUUUGUAUCAGGAUUAUAUAUAAAUGAGUUAAAUAAAAAUAUAAAUAACAUAUCACUCUUAAGGAAUUUUAUAUUAGGAUUACAUGGAGAUAUAAAUAUAUCCGAAAAUCUUAUCCGCUUAAUAAUAGUUGGUAAUAGUUUAAGCAAUUUAGAUAAUGAUGAAACUAAUUUAAAUACAAUUGAUGUAUUCAUUUCUUCUAUAUGUUCUGCCGUAUAUGUUGAUAUAAUGCCUGGAGAAAAAGAUCCCAGUGAUUCAAAUUUACCUCAACAACCAUUUCCUAAUUUAUUUUUUAGAAAAUCCAAAAAUUACAAUUCUUUUCAAUGUGUUACAAAUCCAUAUAUUUUUUCAAUUGAUAACAUAAAUAUUUGCUGUAUGUCUGGUGAAUCUGUUAAUAACAUUUCUUCCUAUUCUAAAAAUAGCAAAAUACAAUCAUUGAAAAUUAUAGCACAAAGUAGAAUUUUAUCACCAACUUCACCUGAUACAUUAGGUUGUUAUCCUUUUACAAAAAACGAUCCAUUUUGUAUACAUGAUGAUAACACAUAUCCUCAUAUUUUUAUUAAUGGGAAUUGUUCUAAAUUAGAAAUAGAAUAUAUGCGAAAUGACAAUAAUGAAAAACAAUUACCACUAUUAGUAUGUCUUCCGAGUUUUCAAAUUACACCAAAAGCACUACUAAUAAAUACAAAAAAUAUGGAUUAUAAAGUUUUAACAUUCGAAGUAGAGAAGAACAUAUAG
Molecule: messenger RNA, 1350 nt
Organism: Plasmodium gallinaceum
Lineage: Eukaryota; Apicomplexa; Aconoidasida; Haemosporida; Plasmodiidae
Product: DNA polymerase epsilon subunit b, putative
Exons: 1
Coding region: 1-1350 (449 amino acids)
Biological process (GO): DNA strand elongation involved in DNA replication; DNA replication
Cellular component (GO): delta DNA polymerase complex
Molecular function (GO): DNA binding
Source: RefSeq, a predicted model, not a curated record